AUGGUGACGAUGCGGAUGGAGUCUUCAAAAGAUGAGGAGGAGGAAGUUAGUAUAAGACUGGGCGCCAGGUUGGCGGCGCGGUACGCGCCAAAUCAGAUACUCACGUCGACACAGUCAUGGGGUUCACUCAUGGGUGUGGAACAGUUUAGGCGUCUGUUUCAGUGCUUUUCCAAGUACAGCAUUUCGGAUGACGGGGACCCCGCGUUAACAAAUGAGUGGACAAUUCACUUCGUGGUGGGAAUUAUCGACGCCAGGCUAAAUGUUGCAAACUGCAGUGGUGAUCCGGAUGAAGACGUAAACAUGGAUCUAACACUAACCAUGUCAUAUGAUAGUAACUGGAAGGAAUACAUUAAAGAGGUGGAGGAGUGGGUGAAUUCCCUGUCCAUCCGUCUUGAUGUGCAUGAUGCGCUGUGGGAUGCGUGUGAACUGAGUAAUAAGGAGCUUCUCAAACUACUUUUGAAUGACUCCAAGGAGUCCCGCAGUGGCUCCCUUCAUAGUCAGGAUGAAGAGGAUGAACACUCUUCGGAAGGAAGUGAGAGUGCCACCAUCAUGAGGGUGCGUCGUAAAGGGCGGCAUACUCAGAUGGUGGAGCAGGCGUCUGCUGGUUUGAUUGAACUGUUGCAGAAGAAAACACGAACGCACAGCUUGGUACGGUGGAGCGAUAUUACGAAUAACUUUGUGCGGGACUACGAACACUCCCACGACUUCGGUGAUGAAACAAUUUCUUACACGCAAAUCUGCGACAAAGUGAGUUCUGGGCGGUACUCGAAAGACUCGAGGAAGGAUAACGAGGGGUGGCCUGACUGGGCGAGGGCGAGGAAGGAUAAGAAGCGUGACGGGAAAGCUCUAUGGAAAUAUGAAAUUCACCUUCAGUCCCCAGAUCAUGUGCUGGUGGCACCGCUUAGUGCAUUUAUUAUUACGAGUAGUAAAGAUGGUUUUGUUAAAGUGUGGAGUGCUGCCACGGGGGCGUUCGUGCGCAACUUGUUUAACACUGGCUCGUCGUGGGUAAUUGGUAUGUACCUACUAAUGGAUGAAGACUACAUUCUCAUUUCGACCACAAACAAUCAGCUGACUCUUUUGGAUUUUUCGAGUGGUGACAUCAUUCAGAAAUAUGUAGGUUGCGAGUCCCUUCUAACUGCUUGCAACGAAGUGAAUCAGCCCUCCGCUCAAGAUGUUCAGCGUUACGGAAUGCGGCCAGGAGAGUGUGGGUUGUAUCGUAUUAGAUUACGUGAAAAUGAGCAAUCAAUAAUGUUUCAUCGUCGACGCCGUGAUGCGCAGAAGGACGUACUUCCUAAAAAGGUUCUUGCCAAACCUGUUGUUGGUUUCUUGAAUCCCACAGCAACUUGGUUCGAGCCACACUUAGGCAUGUUUUGCUUCGGGACGGCGGAAGGAAAGGUGGGUGCCUUUGAUGUGAGUGCUGAUGUUCGUGCAAGUGCACUGCUCUCGGGAGCGAACACCAAACCUGUGCGACUGGAGUUUCUUGUUACUAUGCACAAGGAGAUGGUGUCAGGACUGUUCUAUUCAUCUUAUGCGACCUCUAUCUUCACCGCUGGCGCUGAUGGCUUCGUCUACCGCCUUCCUGUUGGACCAUCUUUUGAACCUGCGGGAGAGCCCCGUAGAAUUGGUCACCAGAUGCGAGCCAUUAGGUCUAUGGAGUGGAUACCGCCUUCAAAGUACUUCAUCACUGUACAUGUCAACCGGCGGGUCUCGGUGUGGGUGAUUGGCCGCCACGGUGAUCCGUUUCGUAGUUUCCCCCCUGAAUCGCAGGAAAUUCUUAGUGCCUCUAUGCACCCACAUAGGGGCCGCCUGGCGGUAUUGUUGGCGGAUAAGACCAUCAAAGUGUACGAGGUACACGCCAGUAAGUCUAUCGCGACUAUACAGCAACCGGAGCCCCAAUCCAAUUUCACUGCCUCUGAUUUUUCAAGGCAAAUGAUGGAACGCAGUGAGCGGGAUUCCGAUGGCGUUGUUGCGUGGCAUCCGUUCCACUCUACUCUUAUUUGUGCUUUACGUGGUCCCGUCCUAUAUGCCGCUUCAAAGAGUAAGGAUUCAAGUUCCUCUGCAAGUCGCACUCGCCGCCAGCGUUGUGAGGGGGCCACCGCGCAGUCCACGGGUGCAGAGUUCGGAAAUAUGGUUGAGGAAGACGAUGGGGAAGUCGCUGAGCACCGGGGUGCUGCCGUGAGGGAUAGCCGCCAGCCGUGCUCACACAGCGGUGGUGUUGUGGCUGCCGUCAUACAUAAAGCAUCCUUGAUGGUACAUACGUUUGAUGAAGGAACUUGGCGCGCUUGGAAGCUCACCACGGGGGAGAUGAAGCGUCAUGUGGUUGUCUCCCAUGCCGUACGCAUGGGCGAUAUCUCAAGGAGCCAUGCCACUGUUGCGUCCUGUUCUUGGUCGACAAGCUCGCAGGUGAGGCUUGUUACCGGGGGCCAAGACUGCUCUCUGAUAACAUGGGAUCCAGAGACGUACGCGCCGCUUGAAUCAGAGAUGCUGGUACAAGAUGCUUCCGACCAACUUGACUCCGAUGUAUUUACAUUUUCACACCAAAGUAAGCUGAUAGCUUGGGCGGCACGUACGUGCCGCGUAACUACGUAUAGUCGAAAGGUUCUUCCGAGUGGGGUGGAGGAAUCCAAAUCAGUGGUAUUUCGGGUUCCUGGUCUUACUUCUAUAACGGCGUGCUGUGUGGCACGUGAUACGUAUCUCUGCAUAGGUACUGGGGAUGGAACACUGUAUGUAUACAGUAUUGGAGGCGGACAUCCGAUAGCUGAGUGUCGGCUUGGGGAGCAAAGUGAAGCAAGAAGAAGUGCCGUACUGCAACUUGCCUAUGUAAACGAGCAGGGGCAGAAUCUGAUUGUGGCCGUCCUUGACACCGGUGUGCUCUGCAUCUACUCAUUUGUUACUCAGACGGUAAUAAGCCAUCUGCGUUUGAUUCGCCGAUUCGAUUGCCUUAUUCGCAAAGCGCUUUUCAUUUCCGACGAUGGCUUAAUGAUAUACGGUGAUUCAAGAGGCCGGGUAUGUGGUUUCGACCUGCAUGCAGUCACAACGCCGGUGGCAGAGCUGCAGCAGUUCGUUGUGCGUCGUUUUGCUUUCUCGGGCGCUUCCGAUGAGGUCACAACCCUCGAGGUGUUUUCCUUUCAGGGGCACCGUUUUAUUAUCGUCGGCUCCCUUGACCGUCAGGUGCGCCUCUUUCGUAUUGAGGAUGCCCUGAGGAAACCUUCCCUCUCCAACAGCGGCUUGCAGCCAGCUGGGUGGUCUUUUAACAAAGUUUUGCUUGUGGGGGUAUUUGGUCGGGACAGGUGGGACCUCGAAGACGUAACUACAUACGCGGGUGAACCGUCGUUCGUUGAGGGGAAACAAAACUGCAACACCAUGGAGGAGGUGUUGGUAGAGAGCAUUAUGAAGCCAGAAAACAGUUUCCAGAGCAUAAUGAACGUGGGCGCUGCCGCUGCGGAGGACGGCGCUUCCGUCCCCUUGUCGCGGGGAAAGCGUGUGAGUGUGGUGGCCACCACAAUCAUGCCGCCAGGAACGCCAUCUGUCCCUUCCUUCUUCUUGACAGAGGCUACUGCCGUUCAAGGGGAUGUGGCCUGCCCCACUACUCCUUCCUCCUCAAUACAGGACAGUAUGGAACAGUUGGCAGGACAACCUACUUGUCCGCAGACUGUACCAGUGAUCUCUGAGGGGGCCAGCUGCUCUGGUGCCCCACUGGGUAGUGAACAGACUGCGCUUCCCCAAGGGCAGACUCGCCGGUCCCACUCUCAUCCGCGAUCUCGUGCAGCCUCCAGUACAACGAGCAGUGCGGGUGACGAAUCGCCUACCAACGCGGGAAACCACUCUUUGGGGUGCUCUAGUGCCUUAGAGUUGCGUGGAAGUUUGUCAGGGAAGGGCAGCGCAAGGUCCCAUUUUUCCAGUGAAGUGCAUGACGCCAGCCGGGCAAAAGCUGUGUUGGUUUCCUUAACUUCGCGGUUGGAUAAAGUGCGGCCAUAUGGGUAUGCCAGGGGUGCGUUCCGGCGGAAACUACAGGGAUUACUUCCUGGAGAUGGAGACCUCUCAAUGGAACUUGAUCAACAGGCUUUGGGGCCAUCGACCUCGAGUACCCUGCGACUGGCCCUUGAAACAAGGCGCCGCUUGUCGGAGCGGAUGGACGAAUACAAGCGGCGGCAAGAGGAAAUGAAGAAGAGGAGAAAGUUUGACUACUCGUCGUGCUUCGCGCGCUCUGUGCUACCUCCAGUUGUCAUACCUAAACCAAGCAUGAUAUCUCCUGAUCUGAUGCCCACAAGCGACUGGAUGGUGGAUGGCAUGAGAAAACAAACACAGCUGCAACCUUCUGUUACGGCAUCCACAGUGGGGAGGACUGUUUAA
Messenger RNA from Trypanosoma brucei brucei TREU927, 4353 nucleotides. RefSeq lists its product as hypothetical. The record is from RefSeq and is a predicted model, not a curated record. The coding region runs from base 1 to 4353 and encodes 1450 amino acids. Gene Ontology annotation, molecular function: protein binding. Lineage: Eukaryota; Euglenozoa; Kinetoplastea; Trypanosomatida; Trypanosomatidae. The transcript has a single exon.